AUGCAAUCUGUCUGUCAAGAUAGGUCACAGAGAGAUGGAAAAGAGCAGAGUGCUUAUUGUUUGGGGGAACUGGUUCAUAGGAAAAAGGUUGGUGAAGACAGUAAUAGUAUGGCUCAAGGACACCAAACAUAUGUCCUUCACAUGCCAGAGAUUGAUGUUGACAUUGAGAAAGUUCAACUCCUCUUGUCAUUCAAAGAGCAAAGGCUAGGCUGGUUUCAGGGCAACCAUGUGAGCAGCAAGUGGGAAUGGUUCAUUACUACCAUGUUUGAUUUGAAGGAGGGGUUGAAGCUUGUGAAUUGGUACCCUCAAAUAAAAUACACUACUGCUGAAGAAUACAUGAAACGCUAG
Messenger RNA from Sphenostylis stenocarpa, 348 nucleotides. NCBI's taxonomy places the organism in Eukaryota, Viridiplantae, Streptophyta, Magnoliopsida, Fabales, Fabaceae. The record is from the annotation of a GenBank genome assembly.